UGUUUAUGGUUUGCAUUGGUGCUCUGUCUCUCGUAAUGGUUUAACAUAUAGGUUUUCUCUUUUUGUCGAUAACAGGCAAAGCAUCUUUAUUAAAAGAUUACGGCUGCAAAACGAAUCUGACCAUUUCUAAGAGCUCCGGUAAAUGAUAGACAUCAUGAACACUGUUGGUUUUCACACACAGCUAACAUCCAUAAUGGAAGUGUUGGCGAAUGCAGCUGUUGUUGAAAUAGGCAAACUUUUCGAAGAUCAUUACGCUCUGUUGGGAUUAGAGAUAAAGCGAUGUACAAACGAAAACGACUCCCUGAGAAAGAAAUGUUUGUUUCUGGAGACUGAACUUCAGGCUGCCCGGAGAAACACCAGCAGGAUGAACGAGACUGAAGCUCCCUUCAGCGACGGACCGACAGACACAAAGUUUCAGAUGUUGGUCUUAUGACCGUGUGUGUGCGUGAGGGGUCGGGUGGAUGUAAUCUUUGAAAGUUUAUGACCAAACCUUUAUUGGGGUGCGACAAGAGAUCGCCGGGACUCAGUUUGGAUGGAGCAGAGCUGGUAUACUCAAGCCUAUUGACACAGGACAUCCUGCAAUUGACAAUGUGUUUGGUAAGAAGUGGUGCAUGGACUUGUGGAGAGACGAGGAGUCAAACAUUUGUCAAAAUGAGGAGACGAAUCUGAGCUCUUCAGCUAACACAGUAGAGACAGUUGAUUUGUUGAAUGAAGAAGCAGACGGGAUCCUGAUUAAGGUUGAGACGUUUGAGGAUUGCCCAAGUCAAAAUAAAACUGAAGAUAAAAGCAACAGUUUAAGUACAGGACCUGCAGUGGGCAGCAAUGAGAGAUGUGAUGCUGAGAGUUCGGCAGAUUUGAUCACAUACACAAUACCUACAUGUGACCAAGUGCAAUCAAACGCACCGCAGAGACAAACCGAUAAACCAACUCCUAAUGCAAGACUUUCUACACAUGGAAACAGUCCAACACAGCCUCAUUUGAUGACUGAUGAGGUUGUUUCAACCUUUACCAGUAGCGCUAAAUUCAGCAGUACACAAAACCAGACGAGCGCUUCAGGAAUUAAAAAGAUUGAAUGUAUAUUCUGUGGAAAAACCUUUAACCUUCGAAGAUGUCUGAACUUACACAUGAAGACACACACUGGACCAAAGCGUUUUGGCUGUACAAUCUGUGGCAAACGAUUUUCUAAAAAAAGAUACCUGCCAAUACACCACAGGAUCCAUACGGGUGAGAGGCCGUACGCGUGCAUGGUCUGUGGGAAGAGUUUUGUCCAAAAGUCUUAUCUUACUAAGCAUCUCCAAACCCAUACCAGCUAAAGCAUCUUUAAAGCCAUACCAGAGUAAAGCCUUAUAGUUGUGUCAAAUGUGGUAAAAGUUACACAAACAAAUGGGCUUUUGAUAUACACCAGUGCUAAAAAAAUAUGAAAGUAAAUAAUCUAAUAAUGAACCUCUAUUUUUAGCUUUAGUUUGAAAACUUCCUGUCAGUAUGUUUCUGUUACAACAGCAGUGUUGACUAACUAUGAGGCUUUUUAUAGGCCUACCAGGAUAAGAAACAUUUUGUUUUGUUUCUUAAAUAUAAGUUUACACUGUUGUUAUUUUUCACUAAAGUUUUUAUUUGAAGAAAAUGUUACAGUUAUACAGUUAUACAGUAGCCUGUAUAUCACAAAUAUAUAUCAGAAAUAUAAUAAAAAAGUAACUAAAAAUAAUUCAAUAAAUAUAUUUUUAAAAUUAUUGUUAUGGCACAUUUCUAAGUGUUAUUAUUAUUAUAUCUGUGAUCCGAUCACUAAGUAAAAAGCAUGUAUACAUCAUAGUAUUUUUUUUUUCCGCUCAUUUAUACUUUUGGGUUGACAGGUUCUAAGUCUGAAGAUAUUUGUACCUACACAUCCCUCCCAGCCAACACAUGAUGAACCAGUUACACAAGUUAUUUGUCAUUUUUGAUCUUAUUCACUGGCAACGUAACUGUAAUGUCCCAGGCAUGCAAUUUCAUUAACGUUAAAGUGAAGUACUAAUUCAUAUCACCUUUACUAUCUCCUAACAUUGCAAGAUAACCAGGGAUGGUCUAGUUAUGUAAUAUUUACGUACUAUUCUCAUCAUGAAUGUUACUGGUAUGAGUGAUGAGUGCUUGCAAACUUUUUUUUACAAAUA
Molecule: messenger RNA, 2141 nt
Organism: Paramisgurnus dabryanus
Lineage: Eukaryota; Metazoa; Chordata; Actinopteri; Cypriniformes; Cobitidae
Source: RefSeq, a predicted model, not a curated record